UAAUCUAAUUCUUCCCGAACGUUCUAACCUACGUUUGUCGGAUGCUUCAUCGCCUCUCAGCUCCCGAAGUGAUCUGAAUAGGCGCUAAUCGAGCACAUUAGCCACCCCACCGUAGACACAGAGUAAAUUUUAUUGUUAUUCCCGUAUACCAGGAAUACUUGGGCCCUGUUUCCAGUUAUCAUCUGGUAACCUGAAUCGAUACAUAUCUGUACUUUCCACUAUGCGGUCUACUCUUUUCCUCGCGGUUGCAGUUACAGCUGUACCGACCCCUCAACUGAUAGACCUGACACCAGGUUAUUCGAAGGGAGACUCAGACCCAGCACGUUUCAGGUAUUACGAAAACCCAGACUCUCUACAGGGACCAUGCGACAUCACCACAGGACCUGACGGCAAGAUCUGGACGCAAAACUUCUUUGACAACAGUAUCUCGAAGAUCGAGAUUGGCAGCGGUAAAAUCACAAACUACCCAGUUCCUUACAGCCCCAAUCAACUGUACAAUGGCAGUCUCCCGUUGACAGGUCGUGUGGCUUUUGCAUGUGCUAUACAGCCUGGCCGUGAUGGGAACUUGUAUGCUGCUACAGGAAUUCGCUCGCAAUUCUUGAAGAUCAACCCCGCUACUGGCUCUAUCAAAGUAUUCACACCUCCAUUGCCAAAUGUUCCGCUUCUUGGAGAUGUCCAGCCUUUCAACGACCUUUGGGACGGCGAAACAGGCAUGUGGUACACGCUCACAACAGCCGGAACACUGUACCACUUCAACUACGCAACAGAGGAGUUCGAUGGCGUCUACCCUCUACCCACCCCACUGAACGGCGUCGUCGGUGUUUUCGUUUCCAAAAUUGACGGCAACGUCUGGCUUGCCGAGAUGCUGGGCCAAGCAAUCACCAAAUUCAAUCCAACAACCAAAAGGUUUACUCGCUACCCUCUCCCGCUUGAAGGCCUCGGUAUCGUAGUGGUCCGAGCCGAGACAGAGAACCGUUACAUAUGGUUCACUGGGUUCGUGUUGAAUUCCAACGUCCGCUUCGACACGCAGACGAAGAAGAUUGACGUCUUUACCGACCCGUUGCCUGCGUCUUUUCCUACCGAGAAUACAGUUGAUUCGCAGGGACGCUACUGGUAUUCGACAGCUACUCGCAAUACAAUUCAGUACCUCGACAAGAACAACGAGGCGGUAAUCAUCGAUAUGCCAGAUAAUGGUAUCACUUCGCCAGUGGGUAUACCUCCAGGCCUCAAUAUUGCUAUUCACUAUGGUCCGGAUAAUGGAAUAUAUUUCUCACAGGUGCUCCGUAACAGAAUUGGGAGGUACCAGUUGUGAAGGAAGGUUGAGUCGUUGGGAAAAGUCCUGGAAAGCACCUCCGCAAAAAUAGCAGUGUAACAAUCUGGCUACAUGGCCUAAUGCAAUUCGGCUAUAUCAAACCUCAUAUCAACAGGCCACGCACAAAAUGAGCGUGUCUUGGGCACACCGGCAAGUGACGUUGAGCACUAUGAAUUGAGUGCACUUCGCUACAUUGACACCGGCUAUCUUGAAGCUGACGUGCAGAUCAAGCUUGGCAACCACUAGGGACAAGGUCCGCGUGGUCACCCCGAUUCGAGAUCUGCACUUCGGGCCGAGGAAUGUUCGAAGUUGCGCAACCAAACCAGCGAACGUGACUGGUUUUCUGGAGCGAGGGACUUGGCACACCGGAACUUACUCCACGCUCAGUGAGGAUUCUACGGUAGGCUAGGACCUGUCAGGCUUGAGACGGCGGGUUUGUUUGAAUUGCCUGUUCAGGCAUUGAUACGAAGGCCUAGAGGUAGAAAGUGGUUGGUCACGAG
Molecule: messenger RNA, 1812 nt
Organism: Dothidotthia symphoricarpi CBS 119687
Lineage: Eukaryota; Fungi; Ascomycota; Dothideomycetes; Pleosporales; Dothidotthiaceae
Product: NHL repeat-containing protein
Exons: 3
Coding region: 221-1312 (363 amino acids)
Molecular function (GO): protein binding
Source: RefSeq, a predicted model, not a curated record